Molecule: messenger RNA, 1146 nt
Organism: Blepharisma stoltei
Lineage: Eukaryota; Ciliophora; Heterotrichea; Heterotrichida; Blepharismidae
Source: the annotation of a GenBank genome assembly
AUGUCACAUCUCCCAACAGUACAGACCAUUGAAGAUUCAAAAGAAGACCAAAAUUUAAAAGCAACUGUAAAAGAAUCCGCAACAACCUACGAGCUCAUGAUAAAUCAAAUUUAUAGCCUAGAGGAGAGCUUACUCUUCACAGAUGAUCGUAAAGAGAUCUGUGAUGCUUUGAACAAGCACCUCAUAGAUCUGUACAUAAAUCAAGGUUUGCAGUAUUCCUUGAUCCCAUUUGACUCUAUAAGCGUCAAAAAACUUUACUCAGGGAUUUUUGUAUUUGACCUUCCUCCUAUUGCAAUUCCUAUAAAAGAUAAAUUAAAAUCUUACCAAGCUUUUGUUAGCAAAUCAAUAAGUAUCAAUUUAAUAAAGCUUGUAAGAAACGCAAGAAAGCCUCUUCCUCAGCAUUUAAAAAUAAGACAAGACAUUCAAUUUGUAGAGACAAAUAUUUCAUUCAGAGCAAGGCAAAGUGAUAGAUAUCAAACAAUGCCAGUCGCCACUAUGAUGGAUGAUUCAAUGGUUUUCAUGAAGCCCCUAACAACUAAAUAUAAAGUUGAAGGGGUUCCUUUUGAAGGGUUUAUUUAUUGCCAUUUGCAGCAUCCAAAUAUCAUCAGAUGUUAUGGGUAUACUAAGCAUAAUGAUCGCACAUGCUUAGUUUUGCAGCACGUUUCAACCCUUCUUGAAACUUAUGUAAGAGAUAAUAAUUUGAGCCUCCAAAGACGCUUGAACCUUAUCAUUGAAAUUGGGCAUGGCUUGUCCUUUAUGCAUAUGAAAAGUGUGGUGCUUAUGAAUGUCUCGCCAUGGAGCAUUUUUGUUGACUCAAACUACAGGCCGAUUAUUGUGGAUCUCGAAAAUGCUGUUUGUUUAGGGAUGAAGUAUCCUGAGCUGUUAUGCUAUAAAGAAGAAGAUUAUGCUUCCCCAGAAGCAUUAGAUGGAAAAAGAGAUUAUAGCUGCGAUGUCUACUCCUAUGGACUGCUAUGCUAUUUUAUCCUCACAAAACAGCAUUAUGCGAAAACUAAGGAUUUAGACUGCUUGGAGGAAAAUUUCAGGAUUGUAAUUGAAAUGAUGCUAAGUGAAGACCCAUCUGAAAGACCUCAUGCUAAGACAUGCUACCAAGAGUUUGAAUGCAUUUAUAAAGAGCUUACGCAGUAA